UUGUGGAUUAAAAUUAAGGUAAAGGGGGGCGUCUGUGACCCAUUCACCUGUCUUAGGGUGAAAUUUGCGGAAAUUUGGGGUUGUCUUCACAAAAUCUUACCAUUAUUGCGAUAAAUAUCCUUUGUUUAUGUUAUGACGCAUCGGUUUGGAUUCACUCUCGGCCAUGUUGAUUCUCUCUGUUUAUUGUUUGAGGCGCCCCGCGACCGUUUCUCUCUUGAACGAAAAUUUUUCGUGAUUUAGGCCGAAAUGUGAUUGAUAAGGGCGAUAAGAACAAUGCGUAGGGUCUUGCGGCGACUUUGUGCUAAAUCUCGUUGGUUCUUUGCUCGAUUCCUGGUGUAAAAUUGUGAAAAUCACUUCUCGGUUUUGUAAUGGCUACCUCUCGCGUCCCCCCGUUCUGGUGUAGACAAUGACAGUGAAAAUUUUCACGUGAUAUUUUCGAAAAUCGCCUCUGCUUUUCGAUUGUUGAAUGGAAAGUGACAUUUCGGUGGCGGUGAGACACUCCAGAGAUGAAUACCAAUGAUCCCAAUGCCCUCGCGGGGGCUCACGGGGCUGAAGCCUCAGAGGCCACCACCCAACGUCCACCACCGACUACUUCAAUUCCGACCGAUCUUCGUGUGAAUACCACAGCCCUGAACGCCGUCGCCCUUUCCAGCGUGGCUAAAUACUGGGUGUUAACGAAUCUCCUCCCGGGACCCAUACCCCAAGUGAGCGUCUAUGGGUUACCGGGAUCGGGACGUAGUGAUAACCAAGGGAAGAUAAGCCAGGAGGCUAUGUUGGGGCAACAUGCGGCGGGAUUGUUACCGGCUGAUCCGCUACUCUUACAACAACAUUCACAAAUUCCGGUUAGUAUUUCGACAUCGCAAGGAGUUACGAGUUUGUCGAUACCGACGGGGAGUAUGCAUUUGGAGGCCAACCAUCAGGGGCAUCAAGGCAUGGGAGGGCAUCAGCAGAACGAUCCCAUGAAUCAGAAUCAGAUGAAUCGAGAUAUGACCCACCAACAGCAGCAACAAACUCAUACCAACCAACAAAAUAUGGUUCAAGUCCAGGUUCAAGAUAAUUUAGUUUCGGUGAUUGAAGAUAGCAAAGAACAAAAAGAUAUAAUUGCUGCUCAAUUAGCCCAUGCUCAGAUUCAAUUGAACGAUAAUCAACACUUGAAUCAACAAGCGUUAACCGUUCAACAAUUGCAACAUCUUCAAGUGCAACAGGUUCUUGAUAAUGUCGUCCGGAUGGAAAAUUCAGUUGAAAACACUCAAAAUCAAGGAAAUUCCGAUCAGACUCAACUCUCGGAUAACAUCCAGAUUGUAAAAGACGAGAAAAACUUACAGAAUUGUAAGUUAUUAUCUGGGGCGCAAUUCGGGUUGCAGGACCAUAAAGGUAAUUUGAUGGAUGUGAGGACUGCUGAUGGUAGUAUUGUGAAGAUUUCGACGAAUCUUCAAGAGCAAGAUUUAGCAAAAACUUUGGGUGUUGAAAUGGUGCAAAAUAUGUACAAAGUGAACGUUGAUGAUUUGAACCAACUAUUGGCGUAUCAUGAAGUUUUUGGUAAACUUCAAGGUGAGAUUGCAACAACAACUGGUCAAAAUAUCGUCCAAAAUACUAACACGAAUGUAAAUCUUCAACAAAACACAAACAACAUUGCUAUAGUAACAAAAGACGAGCAAGAAGCUUCGACUAGUACACUACCGACCGAUAACACCGCUACAGUCAUUACAGGAAACCACGUCUGUGAUUUAUGCGGGAAAAUGUUCCAAUUUCGUUACCAGUUAAUCGUCCAUAGACGUUACCAUACCGAACGUAAACCGUUUACGUGUCAAGUUUGCGGUAAAGCGUUUACCAAUUCGCAAGAACUCACCCGUCAUGGGAAGUGCCAUCUAGGGGGUAGUAUGUUCACGUGUGCUACGUGUUUUCACGUGUUUGCGAACGCGGCAUCUUUGGAGCGUCACAUGAAACGGCAUUCGACCGAUAAACCAUACAACUGUACGAUUUGUGGUAAAUCUUUCGCGCGGAAAGAACAUUUGGAUAACCACACGCGGUGUCAUACAGGGGAAACACCCUAUAGGUGUCAGUAUUGUGCGAAAACCUUCACCCGAAAGGAACACAUGGUGAACCAUGUGCGGAAACAUACAGGAGAAACACCGCACCGCUGUGAAAUUUGUAAGAAGAGUUUCACGAGAAAGGAACAUUUUAUGAAUCACGUGAUGUGGCAUACAGGGGAAACCCCUCAUCAUUGUAACAUUUGCGGGAAGAAAUACACGAGAAAGGAACAUUUGGCCAAUCAUAUGCGCUCUCAUACGAAUGAUACACCGUUCAGAUGCGAGAUAUGUGGCAAAUCGUUCACGCGAAAGGAACAUUUCACGAAUCACAUCAUGUGGCAUACGGGGGAAACCCCCCAUCGGUGCGAUUUUUGUUCCAAAACUUUUACACGUAAGGAACAUUUAUUGAAUCACGUGCGACAACAUACGGGGGAAUCACCGCACCGUUGCGGUUUUUGCUCCAAGUCGUUUACUAGAAAAGAACAUUUGAUUAAUCAUGUGAGGCAACAUACCGGCGAAACGCCGUUCAGGUGCAAUUAUUGUCCUAAAGCUUUUACCCGAAAAGACCAUUUGGUCAAUCAUGUAAGGCAACAUACAGGGGAAUCGCCCCAUAAGUGUACUUUUUGUACUAAAUCGUUCACCCGAAAGGAACAUUUGAACAAUCAUGUGAGACAACAUACAGGGGAAUCACCUCAUAGGUGUCACUUUUGUUCAAAAUCUUUCACCCGGAAGGAACAUCUUACGAAUCAUGUAAGGAUUCACACAGGGGAAUCCCCACACCGAUGCGAGUUUUGUCAAAAGACGUUCACUCGAAAGGAACAUUUGACUAAUCAUUUAAGACAACACACGGGGGAAACCCAACACUGUUGUAAUGUUUGCUCGAAACCCUUCACCCGAAAGGAACAUUUGAUCAACCAUAUGAGGUCUCACACCGGUGAAAGACCGUUCGCGUGCACCGAAUGUGGCAAAUCUUUUCCUUUAAAGGGCAAUUUGUUGUUCCAUCAGAGGUCGCAUAAUAAAGGCGCACUGGCCGAUAGGCCUUUUCGUUGCGAUUUGUGCGAGAAGGAUUUCAUGUGUAAAGGACAUUUGGUAUCGCACCGGAGGUCCCACAGCGGCGAAAGGCCCCAUUCGUGUCCCGAUUGUGGCAAGACUUUUGUAGAAAAGGGUAAUAUGUUGCGUCAUUUGCGCAAACACACAGUGGAGAAUGGCCAAGCUAGCGAUCAAGUGGCGACAAAUCAGCCUCAAACUUCGAAUGCAAAUUUGCAAAUACCGCAAGUGAGUCAGACGCAAACGGUGUCGAGUAAUAUCGUGACGCAAAUGCCGAUGCAUCCGCCGAGCAAUCAUCCGGUGGUUGUGCCUACCGCCAACGGUAAUGUCUUGGCUAGUUAUUAGUGUGAUAUUGUGAGGUUAGGUAGUUCCUUGUAUUGCCAUAUCCUUGAAGCAGUAUUCCCUCCUCGAGUAGGUUAAGAGAAUGACAAGUGACACACUUGCGAUGAUAUUCUAAAGUAUGCCAUGACGGUUUGGGGAAUCCCAGUGUACACCCUGUAUAUUUAGCGAUUUAUGUUGUAAAUAGAUUUUAACAUGACUAACGAGUAUAUCGACGAGGCCAGUUGAAUUUUUGUACUUAUUUUCUUCUUAAGCAGCUAAAUUGUGGAAUUUUUAUCUAUAGUAUCUUAUGUGAUAAAUAAUUUUUAUGCGGGCCUAUUGUGUGUAUUCACGACCAAUUUUUAGGGUUAGUGCGUCACUUGAUUUUUACAAGUUUGAUAUUAAUUUUUUUGGUGCUAUAAUAAUGACGGACUGAUUGAUGUGUUUAAAACACUUUUUGAUUUUUGCACAGAUCUGAUUUUUUACCGUUCAAGUGACGAGUUUUAUGAAGCUUGCUUGUACAUAAAUAUAGGAGAAUUAUGCUAAAAAUGAUGUAAAUUUGUUAUUAGAUAAUGUAACAAUUAUUUGUUAAUUGUUACUGGAUGUUUUUUGACUUAGUUACAUUGUAGAAAAAUUGUUAUAAUUACAAAUGCUUUUUUGUACAUAACUAUUAUGUAAAAUAACCCGAAAAGUAUUUGUAGUUGUAAAUCUUCGAGAGUAAUUAUAAAUUUAUAGAAACUAUAUAUUAUUGUAUACAUAUAUACACUUUAGUUAAUAUUUUUUAGAUUAUUUUGUAAUACAACCAAAAUGUAUGUUUCUUUUUUAAUAAAAAUAGUUGUAUUGGA
This is a messenger RNA of Tribolium madens (black flour beetle), 4240 nucleotides long. RefSeq names its product zinc finger protein 271-like. Lineage: Eukaryota; Metazoa; Arthropoda; Insecta; Coleoptera; Tenebrionidae. Gene Ontology annotation, cellular component: nucleus. The transcript is spliced from 4 exons. Bases 507 to 3422 code for a protein of 971 amino acids. The record is from RefSeq and is a predicted model, not a curated record.